UCAGCGGAAUGGCGACGAGCGCGAGGACCCCAUAUUUUCGCACCGUCUCCUGUUCUUCAAUCUUCACCGUCGAAUUCUCCCAUCACGGGAAGACGGGUAGCUUCAAUAAUAAGUAGAGAACAAAAAAGAGAGAGAGGGGAACAGCAAGAAGUUGCAGGAUAAAACAGAGAGAGAGAGAGAGAGAAGCAGAGGACGUCCAAGAGGCUGACGAAGAGGACAGGCAGAGGCAGAGGCAGAGGCAGAGGGGCAGAGAUUGCAAGUUCUUGGAGCAACGCCGAGGGGGAAAGAGGAUCUGGGUCGUGUUUGUUUUGACGGAAUUCUCCCAUCUUUUCCCCGAGAAAACUCGUUGAGCUUUUGGAUGCGCUUGCUUCUCCUACUACGGCUUUCUCCUUGCUAACUGGGCACUUCCUCGCUGUGGAUUUCCUUCUUCAUCUGGAUCGUUUAAGAAGGUGGUCUCCUUCGUUGGGUUGUGGAAAUGGAGAAGGAAGAUAAGGGUCAAAGGAGCGAUCUUAAAGCAUCGGAGCCUGAUUUUCUCCUACAGUGGGGAAACAGGAAGCGGCUCAGAUGCGUUAGAGGCAAAGAGUCUGGAGUCUCCCACAAAUUCAGCGGCGGUAUUCGCCGGAAAAUUACGUCCCAGGUCGAUCGCUGUUUCAUGGCGGCUGCUGAUAAGGAAAAUUCGCAUCUUCAAGCACAUCGCUUCACCAGGAAUUCUGAUGGGACAACGCAUCGGUCUACCUUGAACGAAAACCCGAAGUUGGCGUCGCCGGAGAAGGAGGACCGGUACUAUUCGACGAGAGGAUCGGCUGGUGUGGAUGAUAAUGGGAAGGUUCCGGUGGACGUGAAUGGUAACAUAGAAGAUAGAGGGCUGGUUUGGCCUAAGCUGUAUAUUGCUCUUUCGAGCAAAGAGAAAGAAGAAGACUUUCUUGCCAUGAAAGGGUGUAAGCCCCCCCAGAGGCCUAAAAAGAGGGCCAAGAUCAUCCAAAGAACAUUACUUUUGGUCAGUCCGGGGGCGUGGUUGACUGAGAUGUCGCAAGAAAGAUAUGAAGUGAGGGAGAAGAAGAAUUUAAAGAAGAGACCAAGGGGCUUGAAGGCCAUGGGUAAUGUGGAAAGUGACUCGGAGUGAGUCUGUUUUAUGGAUGAUUUUUUUAAUGAUGACGGAAUGGUUUGAGGAUUUGUUAUGGAGCGAAGUGGAAGAGUUCUUAGUGUAUAUGUUGUGCUUGUAAAGUAAGUCGUCUUCCAUCUUAAGGCGACGAGAGUGGUCGAUCGUCUCAUCGCCCUGUAAUUUUGACUCAUUGUUCUUUGUCAUUGGGAUGAUUCCACCAUGGGGAAAAAAAGGACGAUGCCGAGAGCCUCGUGCUUUUGCUCCGGUGGCUAUUGAAAUGUGUCUAAAUUUUAAUUUGUUCA
Molecule: messenger RNA, 1404 nt
Organism: Syzygium oleosum
Lineage: Eukaryota; Viridiplantae; Streptophyta; Magnoliopsida; Myrtales; Myrtaceae
Exons: 6
Coding region: 476-1123 (215 amino acids)
Source: RefSeq, a predicted model, not a curated record